Gaeumannomyces tritici R3-111a-1 is the source of this 4741-nucleotide messenger RNA. RefSeq lists its product as hypothetical. The record is from RefSeq and is a predicted model, not a curated record. Bases 521 to 3886 code for a protein of 1121 amino acids. NCBI's taxonomy places the organism in Eukaryota, Fungi, Ascomycota, Sordariomycetes, Magnaporthales, Magnaporthaceae. The transcript is spliced from 2 exons.
CUUGUUGCGUGACUUGGAGUCCAACCCCACACGGAGAGCCCAUCAUCAUCACGAAGCGCUCCGGCUCGCUCUGUAUCUUUCGACUCUCGUUCUUGGAUCAUCGCAUUGUUACGCAAUUGAACUCCCGAGACGUCCCGGUCCGCGGCCACGUCGCGAGCCGAUCGCGCCCAAUCGCCGCCUCCGCUACGAGCUUCGCAAUCCCUAGUCUCGGGCCGCCUCUACCCAUCGCGACCCCUUUGUCCCGCGUCCGGCUGGUGGUCCAUCGAACCGACCGCCAAAGGUCGACGCUAGACAUCGCCAGACACCACUCCACGCUUCCACAUUCCCGCGCUAUCGAAACUUCGGUUCUCUUCGCUCGCUCCCGACGACAGAUGUCUUGCACGGUCGCUUCCCGUGCCGCGCUUUGAAUGUGGGAGAUUUGCGUCCUCGGCGCCGACAUCCCCAUCGCCCUCGCGCGCCAUCUUAACCGCAUCCCUGGAUCCAAGGAUCGCUGCCUCCUGACCACACCGCUGUCGCAAAGAUGGCGCCGGUUGGCGCGCCGAUGCAGCCCACCCUGCCCGCUCAAAAACUCAAGCGACCUGCGCCCCCAGGCAUCCAGACCAACGGCGCGACCCCCUCCAAGUCGUCGCCGUCACCCUCUCUCCAGACCAAGCGCCCGCCUUCUGCCGCAAAACAGAGUCUGGCCUCGGCGACCCCAAACGGCACAACCUCCCCCGUCAGCCGUCGCACGAACGGAAUACGCCGAGAUGCCCCGGGCCCCAUCUCGGCCCGGCCGCCCAAGGCCGGAGCCGGAGCCGCGCCUCCUACAGCCGUUGGCGAGUUCGCGGUGGUGCCGGCAGCGGAGCCGAGACCAUAUGUUGUGUCGGACCCAUACAUACUCAAAAAAUACUCGGGCCACCCGCCAUCGCUCGUCCUGCACCUGCACCCGACACACUUUCGGUUUGAUCAGCAGGACGGCAUAUUCCCAUACAAGUCACCGAUGAAGAUAUUCCUCGAGCACCUCCGGCAAAGGACAGUACCGCACGACCUGCUCGAGUAUUUCGUCCAGGGCGGUGUGCCAUUCUACGAGGGCUGCCUCAUCGUACAGGUUCACGACCACAAGUCUGUUAUCGCCCAGUCUCAGGCCAAGGACGUCGAGCGCCCCGCCUCCGCUUCCAACAACACGGUCCAGUUCUCGAUACACAACUACAACCCGUACAUCACCCCUUCGCCAUAUGCCCCGUAUCCCAAAGAUAGCUUCGGCGCAGAAGAGCCUCCGCCGAGUAGCGAUGCCAAAGGCAAGACCUCGGGCGACGACGGCGACAACGACAAGGAAAACCAGCAUAUCCCCAAUGGACUCCCCGAGCCGCCCAAGAGCAAGCCGCCACCGAAACCAAAGAUUGCGACUGUUGUGCUCCACCCCACUGCGCAGUCCUUGCAAAUGGACCUAUCCAUCAAGACGUUCACGCCAAGGAACGUCGAUGGCCGCCAGGACGGGUCCUCGGCGACAAUACCACCAUCAACGCCAUUGACAGCCAUUCCACCUACACCAACAAGCGCAAUGCCACCGCCAGCAAAGAAGCAAAAGCGUGAGCGUGCAGAGCUCGACGCAACGAAUAUCUACGCCUUCGAGGCCGAGGUGUUGCUUGCGACUACAGCCGAGUUGGACUUGGAACCGACCAGGAGCGCGGAGGAGACAAUCCGCAAACUUGAAUCCCAGGCCCAUCCUCACCAUUCACACGACCCACCUCAGCCCAAGACUCGGAAACGGACCGUUGCCGAGAUGGCGGCAGACGAGGCGGCAGCAGCAGAGCGGGAGCGGUAUAUGUUGUCGCUUGACGACCGCCUCAGCUCCCGGAUCAGUGGCAACCAAACCUCGAAUUCUGGGGGCGAUGGAGACGCGCAGGCUGCGGCAGCUGCCUUCGAGCCGCGCUUCGAGCGCUUCAAGCUCAUUGCCGAAAUUAAGCGUGAGCAUAUGGAGCGAAAUGAGCAGGAGAAGUUGCAGGCCGCCGAGGACGAGCGGAAGCUCUUUGCCCAGAAGCAGCAGCAGCUCGAGGCACAACAGCAAGCCCAAGCACAAGCCCAGGCACAAGCACAAGCUCAAGCGCAGGCUCAGGCACAACAGCAAGCACAAGCACAAGCCCAGGCACAGGCACAGGCUCAGGCACAAGCCCAGGCGCAAGCUCAGGCUCAGGCGCAGGCACAACAGCAGGCUCAGGCACAGCAGGCUCAGGCCCAGGCUCAGGCACAGCAACAGGCCCAGGCUCAAGCCCAAGCCCAAGCCCAAGCCCAACGACAAGAGCAAGAGAGGCUUCGGCGCGAGCAAGCCGCCCGCGAACAGCAACAGGUGCAGCAGGCGCAACAACAAGCACAACAGCAGCAACAGCAGCAACAGCAGCAACAACAACACCAACAGCAACAACAGCAGGCGAUGCUUGCCCAGCGUCGUGCGAUAGCUCAGCAACAGGCGCAAAACCAACCACAAGCACAGUCUCACGCCCACGCCGUGUCUCAAGCCCAAGCCCAAGCUGCAAUCCAGGCCCAAUCCCCGCCGAGCACCGCCGGCAUGGUCGCAACACCGCAUGGGCACCCGCAGCAAAACGUGCCUGUCUCGGGCGCGCUUCCUAAUGGCAUGCCAAACGGGAUGCAUGCGCAGGCCCAACCGCGGUUUGUGUCACAACCGCAGGUGUCAUCGCCCAUAGUUCGGAACAAUACACCACUGAACAUGUCGUCGCCCAUGGUUCACGGCGGCGUUGCCAUGCAAACCUCGAACUCCAACAUGGGCUCGGCCAUGGGCAGUCCGCCAAUACCGGCCUCGGUUGUUCAGACACAUCCCCCCAUGUCGGCUGCCAUGACAGCCAGCAUGUCGGCCAGGGGUAGCCAACAGAGCCACGCAGGCACGCCUAGGAUGCAUAAUGCUACGCCCAACAUGGCGCACGCGACGCCCAACAACCGGCCGCCGCACAUGGUGCAGACACCUCGGAUGAGCCAGGCCAGCCCGCCGUCGGGCAUGAUGACGAACGCGCAAAUGUCGCAGGCCAUGCUGUCGAUGAACAACCAGGGCAUGGCGGCGCCGCUCCAGAUACAAAACCCGCACCUGGCGAGCCAGAUCGCCAUGGCGCAACAUCAACAGCGACUGCAGCAACAGCACCAGAGUAACCAGCAGCAACAGCACCAACAGAUGCCGAACGCCGCCAUGGUUAACGGCAUGAUGAACCGACAGCCCAACGGGCAGAUGACGGCGCAGCAGAUGCAGCAGCUGCUACGGCUCCAGCAAAACCCCGCGCUGUUUGCCCAGUACGCUCAACAGGUCAACAACAUGUCGCAGCAAAACAUGCAGCAAAAUCUCCAGCAGCAGAUGCACGCUGCUCAGCAGGCGGCAGGCGGCAACAUGCAAGCGGGCAUGCAACCGCAGAUGAUGCCCCAGAACAUACAACUCAACAACAUGAACCCGCAGCAGAUAGCCAUGCUCCAGCAGCGUAUGCAGCAGAUGGCGCAGCAGCAGCGCAUGCAGCAGCAACAUCAGCAGCAGCAACAACAACAGCAGGGUCACCCGCAAAUGACACCGCAGAUGCUGCAGCAGAUGGCGCACAUGAACCAGCAGGCAGCGGCGGCGGCGGGACAGCAGCAGAUGCCCAGCGAGAUGCAGCAGCAGCUGGUGGCAAUAUCGCGGAACAUCUAUCAAAAGAUGCUACCGAACUUGAUCCAGCGACAUGGCGGGCAGGAUAACAUUCCGCCCGAGACGCUGCUCACGUUUAGGAACUCGUGUAUGCAGCAGGCUAGGGCUCAGCUCAACAACAGCAUCCACGUGAGGAGGCAGCAGCAGCAGGCGAUGCUCCAGCAGGCGCAGGUGCAGGCGGCGAUGCAGCAGCAGGGCAUGGGUGGCAUGAUGCAUCAGGGCAUGUAGGGACAUCUUUGGUGACCUUGCUUUGCUGAGGCGGGAUGGUUGCGCAAAGGUUGUCGCUCCAUGCAGAUGCGGCCUCUUUAUUAUUAUCCUCUUUAUUAGGAGGGUCUCGCAUUCCUUGCUCUACCCGUCGUCGCUCCUGAAACUUCACCUUUCAGCGCUUUCACGUUUCUUUUUCUUCCUCUUUUUUUUCCCCGUCCGUAUUCUUUUACUUAAUGCGGUAGGACAGGAUUGUUUGUAUUCCACGUCUUGCCUACAUAACGCUACGACACGGGUCUCGAGACACCCUCUGGGACGGCGCAAGAAGCGAAAGAAAAUCAGCGGAGUAAAUGUUUGGAAGGCGUUUUUUUUUGUUUUUUUAUUACCUAUUCUUUGUUUUGGCGCUUGGCGGCGGGAAUCGUGAGAUGGCACCAAGGAUAUCACUUCACCUUCCUCCCUGCGCUCUCCCCAUCUCUCUGGCUCUUGCCACCCUUUGUUUUUCUGUUCCUGCACCAGGGACACGCUCUGGUUUUAUACCCUCGGGCUCAAGGAAAGAUGGAUUGCGUUUUGUACAUUGUUUGGCAUUCUUUACGCUUUCCUCCUUAUUUACACCCCAUGUCCAUUGGUUCUACCCACGGCUCCGGUGGUCUCUCCUCGGUGCUCUGCUUUCCCGACAGACCUCACCGUGUCUUGUUGUUGGCUUGCGGUGAACACAAAUAUUUGAUAGGCACGCACUUCGUCUCUUGACCCAGCGUUACAAAGACAGCCGCCCUUUUUUUUGAUAUCAGAGAACAAUAUACAGGAAGCGCAUUGCGGUGGCGGAGUUUAGCAUCCCAUUUUCUGAUUUCCUUGACCUGAUAAAUCACAGGAUAUAACGAA